Fomitopsis serialis is the source of this 793-nucleotide messenger RNA. RefSeq lists its product as uncharacterized. Bases 83 to 739 code for a protein of 218 amino acids. The transcript has 3 exons. The record is from RefSeq and is a predicted model, not a curated record. Lineage: Eukaryota; Fungi; Basidiomycota; Agaricomycetes; Polyporales; Fomitopsidaceae.
GCGGUCUUGAACCUGUCUUACCUGCUUAGGUCGCCUGUUCCCUUCCUCCCGUAUCUGCUCCUCCGCUGCCACACUCCCCUUCAUGGCCCACGAACCCGAUGCUGCGGGCCGAAAAGCUCGGGCAUGCCGGUUUCGGAAGGACCCACCUGUUUCGGUAGGUAGUCGCCGGAGCGCCGGCGCUUGCGCCCCUCCCUCAGCUACCACCCCCUUCCUUCUCCACCUCCCGCCGCUUGUUCGGUCGCCCUCGACAUCAAAGAUACCAUCUGCAACCGCUGCAUCUAGAUCGCGCGACUCGAAGCGUCGCGGGCGGCGCGCAAACGCGACCACGUCAACGCGUUUGCAACGCGUCUCAAGCCGGGGCGACACGCGUUCACGACGGGCUCUAGCGGCGCGUCAAAAGCGUGGCUGUUGGCGUGAAUACGGUGGGGAAUCGGGGAUAAGGAAGGAUGGAGGGCGAACAUUACCAGCGGGGCUGCCAGAGCAGUCGCCAUGUCAGGGCCUGCGGAGCGCUAAGUUGGCGCCAGCAAAGGCCCGCGAAUCGACGCUCGAUCGUCCUCGCGCACGGAGAAAGGGGUGCUUGCAGAGCCCUACGCGGUCAACCCCAGCGAGUACGACCGCGCUGAGCAUGAGGACACCGAGGACUCGUUCACCGAUGGCCCGCCUGAGAACCACCAGGCCAGCCCGCAGAGCCAUGCCCCGACGACUGCGAUCGCGGCUAGUGAAAGACAACCCAGGAUGAGCACGCCACAGAGGUGCUUGACUGAGACGUGCGUGCAUGAGCACGACCAUCUCG